UUCAUUUUUUAUAUGCUCAUGAAAACAGGUGCACCGAACUUGAAUAAUUUGUUAGUCUGAGGAUGUCAAGGCUGCACGACUUCUUACUUAUUAGAUCAGUACGACGGCAAGGAUAAGAACAAAUUAGGUCAUCCUUAAUCACCGGUAAUUUUUACUAGUACCCAAAAUAACCACGAAAAGAAAAGAAAAGGUUACCUGUGAGCAGCGUUACUGGACCUCUCUCAACUCCCCACACCAUGUCAUUGAAUACAACGGUUCUCCUUGCUAAUGCGACUUUUUCCAAUUUCGUGCAAGAAACUCUUCCAAACAAGAUCAUUAAGGUAAUGGUGUACUGCAUACUAUUUGUAGUGUCAUUCACUGGUAACCUGCUUAUUGUAUGGGCAACAAGUAGAGACAAUCGACUAAGAAGUACGACCAAUAUUCUGAUUGCCAACAUGGCGGUCAGUGAUCUUCUCGUUCCAUUAUUCUCGACGCCAAGAAAUAUCUCCUUUAUCAUCUUUUAUCGAGGAAUAUGGCUGAUUGACGGUGACUUUGGACUUGCUCUUUGUAAGCUCGCAUUUUACCUGCAAGACGUUUCUUUAGGUGUUUCGAUUUACAGCUGUGUGUUUAUCGCUCUCGAUCGCUUCUACGCUGUAGUUCAUCCACUCAGAGGAGGUUUGAGCAAGGGAAAACUCAAGUAUAUCAUGGUAGGGAUCUGGAUGUUUUCCCUGGCCAUGUUUUGUACAUAUUUCUUUACUUUUACGCUCGUAAAGACAGGAGAUUCCACACGGUGCAUCAUGGAUUUCACAAGAAUCGGUGUAACAACAAUCCUACUCUAUAGAACUUAUUAUUUUGUAAUCAUUGCGCUUAAUUUUGGAAUCCCAUUACCUAUCAUCUCUUUCCUCUACUUACGCAUCGUUCUCAAGCUCCGACAAACUGCAGUACCAGGACAAGCAGGGAACAUUUCCUCUGUGAGGGAGCGUCAAAACAAGAAUGCUCUCAAAAUGUCCGCCGUUAUUGUCAGCGUUUUCUUCCUUAGCAAUUUACUUUUAGUAGUAGUCUAUAUUCUGACAAUUUUUGGAAAACUCGAUAGCUUAUCAUCGCCUGCAAAGAUCGAUAUAUUUUUCUCGGCGUCAUUCAUGGCCGAAUCGAGUUGCUGCUACAACUUCUUCAUCUAUUUGGUGUUCACUAACGUUUAUCGACAAAAUUUCAGAAAUAUGUUUUCAAAAUGCACCUCUGUCAAUCCUUGUUUAGGAAGACUUCGCACCAAUUCCUUUUCUCUUGGGAGUGUGGCAACAGUCGCUGAACAGGGACAAGUCAACGUGAUUAGAAUACAUGACCAUAAUUAACUUGGAUACUAAGGCGGGACAAAUCAACUUGAUAACUAUAACUGACCUAAAUUAACAUGGAUAUUGUAUGAAACUCACUAAGGUUAUGGUAUGUAUGGUAAACUUAUAAUAAGGCCGGAGAAGUACGCUUAGGCUAAGGUCAAGCGUCGAACUUCACUUGAGCCAUAACUGAACGAAAUAAGUUCAUGUGAAGUUCGACGUUUGAAUUGGCCCAAAUAAGCUCGACCAUUUGAAUUUGGACCGAUUUAGUCGAACUUCACUGACGACUUGGUCAGUCGGGAAGAACGACUUUAGAUCGAGGUGCUUAUGAGACUCAGAAAUAUGUUGCCAACAAUAGCUAAGUUAAGGAUUUAUAAAUCAUUUAUUCUAUCGCAACUUACGUAUUGCCAUACCGUCUGGCACUUCUGUCGCGCCUCGGAUACUAGGAAGCUAGAACCAUUGCAAGAACGCGCAUUAAGGGCCAUUUACUGCGAUAGGAGUAGCUCAUACGAGCAGCUUUUAAAGGAGGCAAAACUUCCAACAUCGCAAAAUUGUAGGCUACAGGAUAUAGCGCAAAUUAUGUAUAAGGUCAAAAACCAUCCGGCUCCACCCUUUAUCUGACCGUUUUCAUGGCAAUGGGUGUAGGUAUGACCUUAGAAAUUCAGAUGACUUCUCAAUACCAAGAUUAAACACUAUAAUAUAUGGGAGGCACAGUAUUAGGUAUAUGGGUCCUUUCAUUUGGUCAAAGCUUGAUAAAUCGCUCAAAAUGAUUGAAUCAAUUAAUAUAUUUAGAAAUCAAGUAAGGAAGUUGGACUUGGCCAUGACUAUCUCUACUCAGGAGUGUAUAGACUGCUUUUUGUGUCUAAAUUAAUUCAUGUCCCUACUUGAUCUAUUGAAUAAUUCAAUUUUAUAGAGUUUAGGUAU
Messenger RNA from Actinia tenebrosa (Australian red waratah sea anemone), 2231 nucleotides. RefSeq names its product substance-K receptor-like. The record is from RefSeq and is a predicted model, not a curated record. NCBI's taxonomy places the organism in Eukaryota, Metazoa, Cnidaria, Anthozoa, Actiniaria, Actiniidae.